GAUUUCCUAGAGCACUGUUGGUCCAACUCCGGACAACUUGAUGAUAGCGAUUUUGGUGGGAUGCUGUAGCAUGUGGCAUGGGAACUGGGGAUUAUAUCUGCGUAACGGUGAGCGGGUGCGCGCCAUGGGGCUUCACACUCCGCGAGGGCGUGGGGGAUACCUACCGACCUCUGCAGGUUUAUCAGGUGGAAGAGGGGGGUCGCGCCUCCCUAGCCGGGAUCUGCGAGGGGGAUGAGGUGGUGUCUCUGAAUGGAGAACCCUGCAGCGGCCUUUCCCUCCCAGAAGCCAUUGCUCUCAUCGAAGCCUCAAUCACCUCCAUCCAGCUAUUGGUAAAAAGGUGCUGCACCCAGACCCCCAAGGAAACUGAUUCAGAGAAGACAUACUUUGGUGCAACGGACUCUGGCAAGGCUUUGGAAAGCACAACGCUCCACAUCCUAUCCCCGGGGAGGCCUCAGCCUACUAGGGAGCACUACAUCGCUGAGUCCCAGGAUGAGGCCUACUACGGGGAAACGGAAAGCGACACGGAGGCUCAACACGGUAUCGACGUGGUCUGCACACAGCUCCGUGUACCUGCGGCAGAGGAGUGCCAAUUCGCUGGAGGAGGAAAAGACAGAGAUCAGGUGGGACCUCGAGUGGGGAGUUUCCCCCCGGGGGCAAUGGUGGAGCUCCAGUUGUCCCUGUCCAAACACACCCUGGAGGAUCCCAAAUGUACCUCCCUGGGAAGUGCCCUUGGAAUAGAGGGGGAGAUCCAGGCCAGAGAGGCCACGCAGAACAGGGCUCUACUCCACACCACCACCCACUCGCUUUAUGUACCUGGCCCAGUUAGGGAGCCCCUUGGUCAGCAUGGAGUGGUGCUGAGCUCACCGUCCCUGACCGGCAAGGUGGAGGUCACCACACAGCACCCGACGGCUGGGAGGGGCUACCCACGGCUAGUAGAGGGGGUGGGUGCCUGUGAAAGUGUCAUUCAUGCCCCCGGGGAUGAAGGAGGAGGGAAAAGCAAGGGAGCUCACGCCUCCUUCACAGUCUCAUUUGGAAUUCCUGCAGAACGUCUCUCGUCGGCAGAGGAGCAAGACUCUGAUUCAGGGAAGGACGUUGGGAGACCCAGCAAACACCGGGCCAGGCACGCCAGGCUCAGGCGCAGUGAGAGCCUGUCAGACAAGCAGGUGAAGGAGGCCAAGUCUAAAUGUAAGCGGAUUGCCAUUCUUCUGAACACUGACGCUCCCAACCCCCAUAACAAGGGGUUGUUGAUGUUCAAGAAGCGUCGACAAAGGGCUAACAAGUACACACUCAUCAGUUACGGCACCGGUGAGAGUGACCCGGAACACGAGGACGACGACAGCCAAGAGGAAGAAGAGUACACAGAAGAAGACGCCAGAGCAAUUGAAUUCAAACUUGCAGCCACCACCAACGAGUCAGAGCUUGACAAGGACCUCAUCCCUAAUGUCCUGGGCCGUAGCAGAGUUCUAACCUUUGACUGGGACACAGGACUUCUUGAGAUCGAACGCAAGCUCAACUCCGGAGACAAGAUGGAACAACUGCCCAACACAACCGGCAAGGGGGCUACGAUGUUUGCCCAGCGCCGCCAGCGCAUGGACGAGAUUGCCGCCGAACACGAGGAGAUGAGGCGCCAGGGGAUCCCCGUGGAGGGGGUGGAGGCGGUGGAGAAGAAUGCCGCCCACCAGCAAAUGGAAGAGCGCUCAUACAUGCAGGCCAACGCGGAGAGCCAGGUUUACAUGGAUGUGAACGUGCACCUGAAACAGCGGCAACAGCAACAGUAUCAGCAGUACCAAGAGCAGCAGUACUAUGAGCAGCAGCAGCAAUAUCAGCAACAACAACAACAGUAUGAGCAGCAGCAGUACCAGCAGCAACAGCAGUACCAGCAGCAAUACCACCAGCAGCAACAUCAACAACCACAGCAGCAGUUCCAUCAACAUCAAGAGUACCAGCAGCAUCAAACUCGUCAGUACUUGUCCAACAUGAACGGUACGGUCAACCACCAAACUGCUGAAAUGCAUAGUUCCGUGAGCAAUCAAACCGCCCAACCCUUCUCGGUUGAAAACCAGGUGUCUGGCACAUUUUCUUCUCUGGUGACUGGGAGCAACCAGGAGACAAUGGGUCAAGGGGAGCAGAUUGCCUCGCGCGAUGAACGCAUUUCAACUCCGGCAAUCAAGUCUGGGAUCUUGCAAGACACAAGGACCAGGUUCAAGGGCAAGCCAAUGUUCAAUUUCAAACAGGCUCCCAAAGUGUCCCCCAACCCUGAGCUUUUGAAUCUCCUCAACAGGAGUGACAAGAAGUUAGAUGUUGAGUCAGGCACGGAAGAGGACUACCUGAGCUUGGGAGCGGAGGCUUGUAACUUCCUCCAGUCUUCAAAAGUCAAACAGAAAACUCCUCCCCCAGUCGCCCCCAAGCCUGUUAUUAACCCCAACUCACCGCCUUGGUCCCCCCAGCCUGAGCUGUCUAACCAGGAGUUGCCACAGCAAGCUGAAAAUAGAGUCCCCGCACCUGCUGCAGCCCCCGAGCCGGAGUCUGCUCCUGCUCCAGAUUUGGCCCCAGAACCCUCCCCCCCACUUGCACCAGAGGAAACUCCUGUUCCUGCCAAUCCCCCCUCAUCAGACAAAAACACAUGGAGUUCCUUAGGGUCCCAGGCACAACAGCAGCCUCAACAAGAGACACCCUGGGGAGGAAAUGGUCCUCCACCUGAGCCUGAUUUGCAACCUGAGCCUCAAGUGAGUUCCUGGGGUCCGCCCCAAACACAAGCCCCACAGCAGCCACCACAGCAGCCAACGGUGAGUACUUGGGCACCUGCGGAAAUGAAGCCCCAGGCUCCAGCUCCAAGUCAAUCCCCACAACAGCUCCCUUGGGUGACCCUCCAACCCCCUCAUCAGCCUCAAGCUCAGUCUCAGCCACUGACAAAUGCUUGGGCUCCAGCGCCUGCCCAGUCACAAUCUCAGUGGGCUCAGCCUCAAGAACGAGCUCAGCAACAGACUCAACAACACUGGGCUCAGCCUCAAGAAGAAGUACAUCAGGCUCAGCCACCAUGGGCUCAGCCUCAAGAACGAGGGCAGCAACAGACUCAACAACACUGGGCUCAGCCUCAAGAAGAAGUACAUCAGGCUCAGCCACCAUGGGCUCAGCCUCAAGAACAAGCACAUCACCAGCCCCAACCACCAUGGGUUCAGCCUCAAGAACAAGCACAGCACCAGCCCCAGCCACCAUGGGCUCAGCCUCAAGAACAAGCACAGCACCAGCCCCAGCCACCAUGGGCUCAGCCACAAGAACGAGCACAGCGUCAGCCCCAGCCACCAUGGGCUCAACAAACGAAUUCUCCACAACAGGCUUGGCCCCUGGAUCAGACCCAGGCCCAACAUCCGCCACCUUGGAUGUCAUCAACCCAGCCUCAGCCCCCAAUGAAUGCUUGGACACCACCACAGAGCCAGGCCCAGCCAGCGCAACCAAUGCAAUCGCAACCUCCAGCUCACCCGCAACCCCCUAUGAAUGCGUGGGCUACAGCGCCUGUUCAGGCUCAGGUCCAGCCUCCCUGGGCUCAGAAGCAUCAAGAGCAAACACAGCCAUCCACGAAUGCCUGGGCCUCAGAUCAAAAUCAGCCCCGGCCACAGCCGCCUUGGUCCCAACCCCCUCCGACACAAUCCCCAACCCAGCAAAACUGGCAACAUCCACUUCCACAGCAAGCACCCCUGCAGUCACCGAUGAACGCGUGGCCCACAGCUCACGCACAGCCUCAGACACACACAAGUACCUGGGCCCAACCACCACCACAAGCCCCAGCGAAUACCCAGACCCCGAUGAGCAGAGUGCCUCAACCAUCUCCGCAGCCUUGGAAUGCACCACAAAGUGCUCCCCAUUCUACUCCACCGCCCCCCCCACAGCGAAUGAACUCCUACACGUUCGGGGAAAGGUCAUCGUCACCCCUCGUCAAUCCAAUGGCCAGUGUCUUGGCGCCGGCGGGGGGCAUAGGAUCGGCCUUGUCGAUGCCAGCUGUCAGGGGGAAAGGAGCAGAUUUGUUUGCCAAGAGGCAGUCCCGUAUGGAGAAGUAUGUGGUUGAUUCCGACACAGUGCAGGCGGCCACUGCAGCCCAACAAGCCCAGGCAGCCAUGGCCCAGGCAAACAAGGCUUUUGGCAGGAACUACUCUCUGUCCCCGCCCACUGCCAGAGCUCCACCGCUGAGCCUCCGGUCAUCGUCUGGGUCCCCCUUCCCCUCGUACAAACCCCAGGCCCGUGCCUCGUCUGCUCCGGCGCCCCCAGGGAGGCAAACAUCCUGGCUGGACGGGAGUCACAAGCCUCCUUCCCCCUGGGAGGCCGCAGCCCGUCACCCCAUGGGCCUUGUGGACGAAGCCUUCGCCAUCCAUGACGUUCAGCAGGCCAUCGUCUCCAACGUGUGCCUGGCUGCCCAGCGCAAGCUGCUGCCAGAGCCCCCUGCCGACUGGAAGGCCAGGGUGUCCUAUGAUGCUCCCGGCAAGACGGAAGGAUGGAACCCGAGCGAGAGACAGAAACAGGGUGAACCCCACAACCGGAGUCGGAGUUACAGCAGAGUUAUCCCUCAUUUCCUGUCCCCCACCAAGAGCACAGCCUCGGCCCCCGCAGGUCCAGCCGGCUACAGGUACCUGCCCAGAGAGUGGCGGCCCCAGAGGUCGCUAACGGAGACCAACAUCCAGCCCUCAGGAGCCAGUUAUGGAAGGCCUCUGUGGGAACAGCAAGAGAAGAGCUACAGAUCUGUGUCUCACACCAACUGGAAAUAGUGGUGCUAAAGGCAGUUGAAUAAAAGUUCCGCUUUGCUUUAUAAGAACAAGUAAAUCUUAAAUAUUCCAAAAGUUAAUAAUAGACAACACACAGUACUGCAGCAUGUGAACUUACCAACAUAUUUUUAACUGAGAUUAACUGAGAGAAAUUAGUUUGUGAUGUAUACAGGACAGAGAUUUCAAGAGGAAGGUUUGUUUUCAAUGUGUUUAUGCGGUUUCACUGAACGUUUGAAAUCUAUAGCCAUGUUUGGUGUGAGACACUGUCAGUCAUGGUUUCUAUUCUAGUAAAUAUUAGCUUUCAUUAGUUUUAAAUCGAUUGACAGUGCUGUUCCAGUCUUAUGAUUGCUUCACAGUCUGAAAUUAUAUCCAAGUAUGUGAUGUUAUGGUAGAAGAAAAAGGAAAUUAGUAAACCGAGCCAUCCCUGGCUCAUGGCAUCCACAAACUUUUAUCUAAGGGGAUCAAAGAGCUCCUCUGAUACUGGCAUGAAUUAUUGACAUUACCAUUUAUCAGUGUGUGAAGACCGAACCAGACCACACUUGAAUUCUUUAAGUAACGCAGGACCCUUUGGGUAAUUAAACAACCAUUUGCUAAUAAUUUACCCUUAUGUGCCAAAUUAUAUUAUUUUGCCAUUUAAUGGGAUGAUAAAUGUAGGGGUGUACUAACUUCAAAUGUAAAUUGCAUUUGUUUAAAAGUGUUAUUCCUCAGUGUUAUUUGUUACAUACCCUACAGUGGGUGUAAUGUUUUAGUGGGCAUACUUUCUCACAGUACUAUAAGUGUGAACAAUAGCAUUUCUUAAGUAAAAGCAGACAUGAUGGACAUAAAGUAUGUUGGAAGAAAGAAUGUGUGAUUGUCAAGUGAGGGGAUUUUAAAUGAAAUGAUUGCAAUGAUUGGACAUUUGUACAGUAUGGAAUUUAGUGGUAAGGACAAUUGCUGUUUACUAUGAAUCUCAUAUUUCAUUUAAUACUAAGCCUGAAUGCUGCCUAUUUGAUGAUAUUGUGAAUUAUAUUCAAACUAUCUGAAAGGCAUGGUGGCAUCUAAGCAGAUAUUUGUUUUCAGAAACAGACUGGCACUAGCUUAAUGUAAAUGGAGCCAUAAUACAGCUGAGCCUUACAGGUCCUGGCACAGCUCAUUUCGUGAACCAUCCACAAAGUAAUCCAGAGAUUAUGAAAAUCUGGUGAAGUUGGUGUAGUAGUUUGCAUUCCUGGAUAAGAAAACUCAACAACCGACUGUAACCCUAAACCCUUAAUCAUUAUAUAGCUAUUAGCGAGACAAAUUACUUGUGUGCCAACCUACAGUAGAAGAAGUUGAGGCUUCAAAAAGUUGAAUCAAGGUUUUUACUUUCAAAAAGAAUUGCCAACUCAAGUCAAAACUAUACGUUUGGAACAUUGCUCAUGUAUAAUACAUGCAUGAAUGGGCAAUGCAGUCAAGCUGGUUUAUUACAUUAGCCGUAAUUAUUCAUCUACACUAGCUAUCUAACAUUGCUUAGCAUCAAGCUUAAAGUUGUAUUUGUCAGGAGUAGAUCAAAAUGUUUUUCUGCAGUCCUUCUUUUGGGCUGCUUAGUAGCGGACACAGGAGUCUUCAGCCAUCUUGGCAACAAGUAUGCAGGCAGCUGGCUAUGUGAAACCUAAUAACAAUGUUAGCUAGCAGUUUGUGCCUAACGAUAGCCAGCUAGCUUCGGUGGAAGAUAUGUAGUUAUUUAGCAGCAUCCCAUUUGUUAUACUUCGACAAUAUUACGAAAUUACUUUACUUUCAAAUAAAGACCAUUGGAACACAAAACACAUUAGCAAGAUGUGGAUUUUCUAAAUGAAUUGCAUAACAAAGAAUGUAAACCUUCACAGACUAAUCAUUUUAGAUUUGGGAUAUUUUUGUCUGCUGACGGUUUGAAAGAUAGCACCACAAUUCUGUGUAAUGUCAACGAAUUGAGCACAGUGAACCCCUCCAACCUCUCAGAAUUCCUGUCUACUGCAAUGUCUGCAUUCUGUACAAUGAGCAUGUUACCAACGUUAGCGUAAACAUUUGUAUGCAUAAAAGGGGACAAUAUAAACAUCAACAGAUUAUUUAUUUUAUAGCAACAUUUUGAAAAUCUUUUCUCUAAUCUCCUUGCAUAUUAUAAUAUUGUUUUAAUAAAACGAUAGGAACAGAAGCAGCACUCCUUGUCUCCUACAAGCCGAAGCUUGGGUUUACUGGGUCAUAGCUAGGUCAAUCAAAGAUUUGCUUGAAUUGCUACUAAAGUCCAAAUACUACUACAGACUAACUAUUUAUGAGUCUGCACCAGGCUUAAAACUUGGAUAAUUGUUGAAUCAAACUCAACACACUGGGUACAUUGCUUACAGAGAUUGAAUCAUUAUUUUCGCUGGCUGCCAUUUAUUUACUACAUUAUCACAUGCCUAUCAAACAGCGCCCUAUUCCUUACAUAGUGCACCGCAUAUCACAGCCCUCUGGUCUAAAGUGGCGUACUAUGUAGGGAAUAAAAGUUCUAAUUAAUCUAACAGGAUGUUCUUUUCUCUGCAAGCUAUUUUUCACAGUGAUUACAUUGUGGGCACCUAGAAAAAUGAUCUCCAGUUAUGUAACCUAUACACCGGUAUAUUAGUAGAAAAGAGAGCUAGGAACAGAGGUUCUGUUCUUGGAGUAAAUAACUUGUGUUAUCUGCCAAUGUCCAUUGCUGGAGAGAAGCAGACGCCAAGCAAAUGGAUGAUGUUGAAUAGAGUAGAAAUGCGAUGAUUGCUUUUGUUAUUGUGUGGUAAUGGACAUGUGUGGAUCAAGUUGACAUGAGAUUCAACAUCACAUGUGUUUGUCGGUGUUGCUUUCUGAUUAAUGGAUUUCAAUGGGAUUUCAAUGGUUGAAAUUCAGUAUGUUCCUGCUUUAUCCUUGUUUUAUUGCAAAAUGUAGAAUGAUUAAAAUAAACACUAUUUGUCAUGUAUUGGUACACAGAUUCACCUGGCCUGUUGAAAAG
Molecule: messenger RNA, 7710 nt
Organism: Esox lucius (northern pike)
Lineage: Eukaryota; Metazoa; Chordata; Actinopteri; Esociformes; Esocidae
Product: synaptopodin-2
Exons: 5
Coding region: 78-4757 (1559 amino acids)
Biological process (GO): positive regulation of actin filament bundle assembly
Cellular component (GO): Z disc; nucleus; actin cytoskeleton
Molecular function (GO): actin binding
Source: RefSeq, a predicted model, not a curated record